This is a messenger RNA of Caenorhabditis auriculariae, 3479 nucleotides long. NCBI's taxonomy places the organism in Eukaryota, Metazoa, Nematoda, Chromadorea, Rhabditida, Rhabditidae. The record is from the annotation of a GenBank genome assembly.
AUGAAUGAGCAUGACGUCGCUGCGGAGACGAUCAUUGCUCGACAAAAGGCCAAAGAAUUGGCGAAGAAGUUCAUUCCAGGUUGGUUGGGACCAAUUUCUUCUAAUGAACUCUGAGGAAUCAUCUCAGACGCCGGAGAGUUGUGCUGCGUUUGUGGAGACGUCGCUUCAGGAAUCCAUUACUCAGUCCCUGCUUGCAAUGGCUGCAAGACUUUCUUCCGAAGAGUUGUUCUUGAGGUUUUUUUUCUUCAUUUUUGUGAUUUGAAAAAGAAAAAGAGAAAUACGGAUUGUACGCGCCUCUCCUCUGUCGAUCGUGAAAUCUUCAAGACAGGCGUGUUUUUAAAUAGAUGAGAUUGAGCAGAUUUCAAUUGAAUACCCUGUAAGAAUUAAAAAAAUUGAUUGGCGGUUUGAAAAAAAUCUUUUCUGAAUUAAAUUGCAUUUUAGUCAUUUUCCUUUAGUUUUUCGGAAAAAUUUGAACUCUUUUUGGAAAAAUGAAUCUAAAUGAGAUACGAUCAAUGAGUUUAUCGAGGUAAAACAAUAACCAUAGUUUCAAAUUUUUUUGAUUUCCCUUCUAGAGCUAUAAUGAAAAUUAUUGCGUCAUUGAGCUUCAUUUCAUUCCUUUUACCUUUUCACUCAGUGUUCUUCCAAAAUUUGGGGGAAGAGGAACAAUCGUCAUUAACUAUCUUUCAUACAAAUCUAUAAGAAAAAGAUACAAAGAUUUUUUUAAUUUAUAACUUUUUGCAUGGAGCUGAAUCUUUUAUUUUGAAAUCAUGAUUACUGUUAUUUUUUUCACAUUUUUUUCGCAAAAUUUCAAUUUUAAAAAAAGUGCAGCAUCAGAAAAUUUCAAGGAAAGCGAGCUCCAUAAAAAAAGAAAAAUAGACUUGUGACUAAACUAAUAUUUUUUUUGGGAGUUUUAUGACGAAACUGAAUAAGAAAUCGGUUUCAGAACCGGACCUACUCCUGCAAGAACAACGGCGACUGCAUCAUCGACAAGUCCAUGCGGUGUUCCUGUCGAUACUGCCGAUAUAAGAAAUGUAUCGUCGUCGGCAUGGACAGAGCAGGUGGCGACUUAGUUCCUCUCCCAUGGCACAAUAUAUAAUUACGCGGAGCUUAGUCAAAUGAACUUUAUAAACCUUCUAGAUUACGCUAGCAACUUAGCGUCGCUUUUCAAGAAAAAAGAAUCAUCGCGGACAGAGGAAAGUCGAAUUUUUCAAUCUAAUUCUUCAGAAAAAAAGUGAUCGCCAAUAGCUUUUUCGAUUCUUACAAAACUCUUGUUUUUUUAGUUAUGAAAGUUGAUAUUUUUUUGAUAAUUCAAAUGAAGUUUGACAGACGAACUGAGAAUAUUCUCUAAUCAAAUAAAAAUAGGAAGGCAAAUUUUUUUAGUUUUCGAAGUUUUUUUAAAAAUCUGCGCAGAAGUCGACUUUAAAAGAAAAACUUUCUCAUAGAGAAAUCUAAAAAAAUUGAAAAAAAUCAAAUCGAAAUAAAAAAACGUACCCGAAAAAAAUAUCAAAUCUGAAAAAAAUUUUUUUAAUUUUUGCUUCAAAGUCUUUUUUUGAUUUUUUUUGCUCUUUCAUGUAUCUCAGAAGUUUUCAUUCAUGUUUCUUUCAAUUCAAAAAAAAUCGAACUUCUUCUAUUUGAAACUAGCCAACGAACCAAAAAAUUCAGACUCUAGACAGAUCUGACUGAACUCCAAAAUAUGUUAUCAACAAACAAUUAACGUAUUUCCAGAACUCAGCAUGGAACGAAGGCGGAAGCGGAAAGCAGCCAACGGCGGUCCAGACGACGAUAUCCACGAAAUUGUUGUCAAGGACCCUUUAAUAGAGUUGUUACUCGACAAGGAAAAUAGGCAAGCUCGAGAAUAAUGAGCAAUCCAAAAUGAAGGAUUUAAGGUACCAAACAUUAUUAGUUUCUUCUGAAAUGCCCAUACACACGACGUUACACGAAGCCUUGCACAAUGGCUACAUUGCUUUUGAACACGCCUACACAAAGGUUUCAAGAUCAAUGAAAACUUCAAAUGGUUGGAAAUUUCAGUAUCAUAAGCGGAUGGAUCCGAAAUUCCCUACAAACUUUUCCUUCUGGCGAGCGAAAAUAUUGAGCGUUUUGGCUGAAUGGGCCAAAUCUUUUGAGGUGAAGCUAUACGUAAAUUCCGAAGACCAGUUUUUUUUAGGUUUUUUCCCGGCUAGACCGAGACGAUCAGAAGCGGUUAUUCAUUCACACGGCUUUUUCCAACCUUGUCCUGGCUGAAGCUUUUCAUACCCCUGAAAAGUAUAACGAUCGCGUAGUUUUUCCAGACGGUCUCUGCGGGUUCGUUGGCUUCAUCAUUAAAAUCUGAGAAUGGGAACUUUUAGGUUUCGAAACGUGGCGCAGACAGUCUCUUCUGACGGAGUUUCCAGUAAAACCUUCGGCCUGACGCCGACUGUUGUGGCCGUGAUAAACGACGUCUUGGUGCCUAUCCGAAGGAUGAGACUGACUCGGAUCGAAUACGUUCUGUUGCAAGCGAUUAUUUUUUAUGAUCCUGGUGGGUUUCACAAAUUUCUUCAGCAUUUUGACACGUUCAUUAAAAAAAAAUAGCAAAGGUACAAGCUCAAUGAAGAAUCGACUGUUUUAUUAGUUUUUUCAGAGAAUUAUUCUUAAGAACAGGAAAAAGUGCUUGGGAACGUUUCGACAUCAGCGAGUAGUUUUUUGAUGAAGCUAAUAAAAAACUUGAAGGCCUCAUGUUGCAUUUCUUCCAUAAUUCAACAAAAAAGAUGUGAAGUUUCCUCUCAAAAGCAAAAAAAAAAAAUCGAAGUUGAUUAAUUAAAAAUAUCGAUAAUUUUUAUUUCCUGAUUUACUAGGAUAUUUAAAAAUUGAAAUUCAGACUUUGGAUUAGUCAGGGUCGACCAAUCAGAUGCACUCAGAAUUCUUGAUUUUGAAGCUCGGCUAUGAUUCAGUUCCUUUCAACAAAGGGAAAAAAAUUAUUUAAAGACGAACAGUUUUUGCGAUUUCAGUUUUGAUAGAAUUUGUUGAGAAUUCACAAGAUAUCUUAAAAAGAAAAUGGUAGAUAAAUUGGAAAACAAUUGGAAGUUUCUAAGUAUGACUAAUUAAAACAAUUAACAAUACAUUUAAAAAAAUGUUUCAAGCGCACCAUUCAAAUAUAGUACAGUGUUUUUGAAUAUUCAGACUGCCUCUCGUUAACCAACCACGCAACACAACUGAUAGCAGCAAAACGAAGAAGACUUCUGGAUUCUCUGAGAAAACAUUUGAAUCAGCAGCUACGGGAUACAGUAGAAGCCGCUACAAGAUUCGCGGAAAUACUUCUCAGGAUAUGUAAUGUACAGGUUGGUCCUGUCUUUGCCUUUCCGAAAUAGAUCUUUUUUAAAUUAUAGAAAGUCGCAGCUUUCAAACGAGAGACCUUGUGCACGAUCGAGACGUUUGAAUUGAUGCAGCCUCAUCCUUUCACACUGGAAAUUUCUCGAAGCUAUCCUGAUUUUUCUUAUUUCUAA